AUGGACAUUCCAUCCUUGUUGUCUGUUAAUGCCUCAGCAUUUCUCGAGCUUUCAAGCUACAACUUCAUUCGCGCGUCCCUUGUCGUCAGUGCUGACAUGUCCAAUUCUUUGGAGAGUCAGUUGGAACAUCUCAUGCAGGAGGAGUAUCCUCACAUGGCGGGGUCUUCUCCUUCACCUCGUCCAGCGAAACGUCUCAGAGGUGCAAAUCUGUUGGGGUCUCAGACGCAGAUAUCCCAUGCAAUGUUAUGCAGGUCCGAGCAUAUAUCUGUGUACUUCUUACUUUGUGUCAUGAUGAGGUUUCGCGCCUUCUCUGAUUUGGAGAUCGACCCUCCUGCCCCACAUAUCUUGGCGCCGGCACCCGUCAACCCGAACGCGAUCACAAUGCCAGCCAUGUACGAGCACUACAUGCAGUGGGGUCGUAACUCCUUUCCGGACUUCGCACCGGAGACCUGCAAACUCGUGUCCAUUGCCAACUACAUCUGUGACAUGGAUGCCGCAAACUAUUGCAUGUCUAACAAACAGAAGCUUAUGUUGGCUAUGUUGAUUGAUGGCCAUAACUGGAGGGCUCAUUGUCGACAAGCUUUUCGGUACGAGGACGGUGCUUGGGUUCGCUGUGAGAACUUGUCCAUCGAUGCAUGGGAUUUGCUGAUGGCCUUGGAGGGCUUGUUUGUUCAAGUCUCUCUGGACUUGGCGGCGGCAGAGCGAGAGUCCCAAUGGAGUUGGGAAGCCGCCGGCGCCGAAGUGCUCAAUGUGAUUCGACAUCUUCUUCAACAGUCCGUGGAUGUGAUUAAAGAGCUAUGUGGCGUCGCCAAGGCUAACAGUGAUCAUCUUCGCAAAGCUACAGGAAACAAGGCGUGGCAUGCCAAAUGGUCUCGCCGUGUCGCCGAUAUGCUCGCUCAAUAUCGGAAGACCUGGGAAAGCGAAAUCUCCUCAAAGCCUCUAACAAAGUUGUUUCUCUUGGAGUGGGAUACACCUAUGCCUAGAUCGACAGGCGUCUGUUUCACGGACGUGUACCUCGACGAGAAUUGGGAUGUGGCUCCGAAAGCACGUGAUCGGAAUUGCUACUUGAAACUGAACUACCGCUACCUGUAUGAACAUGUGAUCGCACAGAACCCCAACAUUGAUGUCAACAACUUCCGUAUCAGGCUUCGUCUCUUCCUCGAGUCUCUGUAUUACAAGAACGAACAUGGAUUCCAAAUCAAGUUGUGCUUCCUCCACGCAGCCUUCAAGCGAGUAUGCACUUCCAAAAUGAUCUUCCAGAUCGGCAAAGGUGGCGAUGGUAAAGGAAUGGAGGCAAUAUUGGAUCGCACCUUGUUCGGGGACCUUGCUUCCUCCACAUUGGAUUGUGGGGUCUUCUUGGACCGGUCGGAAUUCCGCAAAUCUGCGGAGUUGGCAUGGAACAUGGCCAAUGUUCGCAUCCAAGAGAUGGAUCAUAAGUCUUCCUUCCAUGCCGACCUAUGGAAGCGAUUCGUAGUUGACGAAGACAUCGACUGUCGGGUCAACUACGGCUUCACCACUAAGCGCAAAUUUGGUGAGAGCUUGAAGGUGCAGGAGUUAAAUUAUGACAACAUACCCACAAUUGAGGAAGCUCGCGAUCGCAACAAAUGCUGCCAGCAGCUGGAGAGACGUAUCGUGUGUCUUCGCAUGGGGAAGGGGAAACUCGUCAGUGAUGUCAAUGAGGUGGACACAGACAACGGCGUCUUCCUGUUGAUUCCACAGGACGAACUAUCUGCUUUCCUAUCACAUGAGAUAACGGCCGCCCUGUUCCUACGGGAAUACUGCAUUCCGUUCUUCCAGGAAACGUCGUUAGCAGAGUCUUUGAGAAUGAUCAACGACCUCGCCGGUGUUCAUGCCGAUCUUGUUCGUGAUACCAAGUGGCUAGCUUCACGCCUUGCGGGCGGCAAUGCUCCGCCUCCUGGAGACGAGACGGAUGAUGUGAAUGAGUUCAAUAGACUAGUCAUUGCUGCUCAUUCGCAGACGCCCUGGAAAAGAGUGUUGAAGGAGUACCUCAUCCACAAGAUUGAGGCUUUGCCAGGAGCCAUAUACUCGUCGAAAGGAAAGCGGACUAAACUUUUUUAUCUUAUCGAGGCCGUGGACAACGCUGACGUGAUCCUCUUGAAGCAAGUGGAUCAUGGUUGUUUCCACAAGCUCCUUCUGGAUUGGACAAAACUACAGGUGGCCAUGGACAAUCACGGCGGCAUCGACAAGUACGGGUCCUGGACGGAAUGGGGCGAUCCCUUUGACUUGCUGCACACGCAGGAGAAGUGGACAGGGGCAGCCUUCCACCAUGACGCACAAAUUAUCCGACAAAACAAAACUAUCGUCGAAGAUCUCAGUGCGCUCGGGCGUAAUAGUGAACUCCGCUUGCAGGAGAAAGUGAAUUUGACUGCGCUCAUCGCCUACGCGCAAGCUGGCAAUGAUCGUCGUCCAGAUCUCCUGGAAGCUUACAUUGCUCGGCAUCGUCGAGACGGAUUGGUUAAUGGAGACUUCUCCAGCAUUGACAUCGCCUACUACAGACGACCUCAUUAUGGACGCUUGUUGUCGCGAGGACCUUCUGGUCAAAAGCUCACGCGUGAAGCAAGGUUCAUUGCCUUCGGCUCUCACUGCGCCGAAGUCGACGCUCCUUCGUGCCAUCCUCGUCUAUUAGUUUCGAAGCUGCGCGAAUCUGCACUUUGGGAUGAGGACAAGUUCCCCAUGCUGAACAAGGUCGUGCAGUUCUACAAACAGUGGAGAGAAUCUCUGGCACAGUAUUCGGAGUGUACCGUUGAGGAAGCGAAGGUAGAGCUUAUUCGCAUUUUCUACGGUGGCCGGCCUUCCGUUGAAAUCCCAUAUUUGCUCAAGCUUUGUGACGAGGUACAGCGUGCCGCUAUGCUGUUACUGAAGAUGCCGACUGCCAGAGUAUUCGCUGAUCUUUAUGAAGAUCGUCCUAAUCCAGAGUUCAGUCGGCUCUCAGCUCUCCUGUCUUUUGAGGAGGCGAAGCUCAUGCACAUCAUGUCAGAGCACAUGGGAGACUCUGUGCAAAUGCUGCUCUUCGAUGGGUGCUAUGUUGAAUGCGACAGUCUUGCUGCAGAGUUGGAUGUCGUCGAAGCGUGUCGGGCAUGUGAAGCGAGUGUGAUUCCCAUGGCCAUCAAGUCGUGGCCUUCCGGCACGGAGCUGUCAAGCAUAGCAAGGCUGUUGAUUCGCAAGGAUCUUGGACUUUGGAGUAUCUGCCGGGCUAGCUUGCAAGGGCCAACCUCGUCUUGCUUGCACUACGUGAUUGCUGUGCUCCAGCCUGACUGCGACACUGACCUCUUGGAGGUUACGGAAGAUGAAGGUGAUAUCUCCGCUAGGGAAUUCAACGAGCACAUGAGGUACAGUUCGCAGCGCGCUCCGCAAGACGCAUACCGCAUGAUCUACAUGGAGGAAGUGGAUCUGAGCGAGGUGAAUACCCUCAACGGUAACCUCAUUGUCCAUCAAGCAGCUCCAGGUGGUGGACAUUGGAGUGGCAUCCGAUUCCUGGGCGACUCGACAGUAUGUGUCGUGGAUUCUGAGUCUAGCGGGCGUCAUUUGCACACCACCUUCCAGAUCCUGUCUCAGAUUGUGUCCUCCAUGGAGAAUCUGUCUUGGUUUCGUCUUCAGACGCUUACCCACGAUGUUGCUCUGGAUCAUCACGCAGCCUAUGACCUUCGUGGAUCGGGACCUUGCAAACGACCUGCGUCGCAAGCCUCAAUCACAAUGAAAGUGGAUGUACACUGUCCAGAUAGACUGGUGCUAUCCUCACCCCUGCAGACGUGCUUGGAGUGUGGUGCCUCUAUUCGGAAAGAGCGUGUGAUCGAAGCACGCUUAUAUGCACUCGACGGGGUACAUCAUGUGGAACAUUUGACAAAGAAAUGCUCCAAUCGCAAUUGUGCAACAUUGCACCACUACAACUACCGUUGGGUGGACGGCAACAAGAUCAACAGCUCUCAUGCAAGUGAUCUGGAAUUUGUUUUCGUGAAUCCCAAGACGGUCUUCACUCGAUCUUUCCUGGAUUAUCAUGGCAUGCUGCAGUUUCGUGGGCAUAUCAGUGUCCAUGCUAUCAACUUUGCGCAAAAGGAAGUCAUGUGGAAAGACGAAAAUGAGCAUGCUCGAUGGCGGCUAGAAUACUCUACCGCACAGUUGUAUCUCAAUGUCCUACAGGUCGGCGAGCUCAUGUGGUGCGACUUGUCGGACCAGGACACCGACAAGAAACUCCUGUCGAUCUGUUUGGAGAAGCCGCUUGCUGACAACUUCGUGCAGGAAUAUCACAAGUGGUUCCAAUCCAAUGAGAUUACUGUUAAGGAGAGUAAGUCUAUGUACGAGCUCGUGAUCGAUGGCCAUGAAAAGGUUUCAUCCAGGUGUUCUACUAUUACUCCUGCCCAUGGCGGACGGCCACGGAAGGACGGCACAGUCAAAAAGCGCACAAAUGGGUGGUUUAUGGCUAUUCAUCCAGAGUCCGGCCUCAUCGUUGGUGUGCAGGAGAUGAUCCACCCUGAGAACAAUGACCUGGCAGUUAGGAUGCUUGAAGAUGCGGCUGAAAUUCUUCCUGUCUUGGAUUGUAUCAUCUAUGACCGCAUGUGCUGCGCUUUGCAAGCAGUGCGAAGGUCGGACAUGCUCCGGGACAUUAAGUAUUUCUGCGUCGAUAAGUUCCACGCACAUGGUCAUGGUACAACUUGUCCGUGCUCGCCCUUGGUGCACAAAAAGUUGGACAAGAGAUUGAGAGAGGUGAAUACCUCUGUGGCUGAGCAAACCUUCGCUUGGUUUCGCAAUUAUGCCAGAACAUUCAAUACCAUGUCUCCGCAGACGCAUUUCUUCUAUGUUCUCUUCUACGUGCAGAAGCAUAACGAGUUGAUCCGCAAGAACAGUGUGAGUCACCUCAGCCCAUUCAGUUCAGGCCGUAAGCGCCGCCGUUCUCAGCCGUACAGUUGCAGCAAAUCAUUCGCCUCGAAAGUUUUCCGUCGUCCAACUGCAAAGGUUUGCUUGCGGAGGCCAGCAGCCUGCAUGGCGAAGCGUCCAGCGUCCUCGAAGUAG
Symbiodinium sp. CCMP2592 is the source of this 5028-nucleotide messenger RNA. NCBI's taxonomy places the organism in Eukaryota, Dinophyceae, Suessiales, Symbiodiniaceae. The record is from the annotation of a GenBank genome assembly.